AUGGUAAAUGAUUUGAACCCUCCUGCAUCGAAGGCACUAGAACUGCUGCAUAAGCUUGCUUCAGAUCCAGGAAUUGUUGCAAUUAUGAAUAAGCAUCGUUGGCGGGUGGGAAUUUUGACUGAGAUGGCACCUGAAGGUUAUGUUGGAAUCAGUCCUGAGUGCAUCCUUGGUUUCAACAAGAAUCAUGGAGAAGAGAUCUCACUCAGACUUCGAACUGAUGACCUCAAGGGUUUCAGGAAAUAUGAAAAAAUUAAGAAGACUCUUUUGCAUGAGCUAGCACAUAUGGUAUUUUCCGAGCAUGAUUCAAAUUUCCUUGCUCUGGAUUCACAGCUUAACAAAGAAGCUAUUACUCUCGAUUGGACUAAAUCAAGGGGUCACACUCUUACUGGAGGUACCCCUUCCAAACAGUAUGAUGAGGAGUUUGACCCCGGCAGUAAUGUAGUUUCAUCACACAAGCUUGGAGGCCGAGUUUCUGUUCUUCCUACUGCUCGUGCUGCUUCAGCGUAUGCAGCUUUUGCUCGUUUGGCUGACACAUCCACUCCUCUUUCAGGGUCAUCUGUGGCACCUGAUCCAAAUAUCAACGACAUUCCAAAUGAGUCUAAACCUAAUCCAGAUGGCUGUGAUGGAGAAUGAUUACAUGCAACUUGAGCCUUACACGGGAUCAGGGCGAGACCACCUUGAGUCUGCCUGAGAUGAACAAUCUAAUAAUCCCAAUGAUUCCGGGACUAGUCCCAUUGAAUCCAGCCUUGAUGGAGAUUUUGACAAAAGGCUCGCUAUACUAGAACCUGAACUUGAUAGUGCUGAAGCAGACCCAAAUCAACCAAGAGAUCAAAACGCUGGGCCGAUUCAGAUGGACUUGACUUCAGAGUUACCAAAUCAUGCAAGUGGGACUCCUGGUGAAGCACGUCCAAGCAAUUCUCAUCCAGAAGAGAUUAAAACAGAGCCCGAUUCCAGUGGGUUGGCAAUAAGAAGCCACAUCACUGAACCUGAUCUUGAUGAUCCUGAGCUGUGGAUGAUUCAAGACCCUGUUACCGAGUUUUGUGAUCGUCUUCAAAGUGCUGUGCAGUCAUUAAAAAAUGAAGCUAUGCCCUCGGUAACUGAAAGGGUUCUACAAACUUUAAUCAAGAUAGUCAGUAACGCAAUGGAAUACCCGAAUGAUGUGAAGUUCAGAAAACUCAGAAAGGCUAAUCCAUUAAUCCAAAGAAAUAUUGUUACUUACAAAGCUGCUAUGGAAACACUCAAACUGAUCGGCUUCCAUGAACAAGCCAUCGUCGUCGAAUCAGGGAACACUGAACCUUAUUUUGUGCUCCAAAGAAACGAUCGAGGCUUGUUGUGGCUUGCCAAAUCAUCCCUCGAGACAUGCAUUUUGUAGCUGCAGGAACGGGGUUCAUCUCGUCCAUAUACAGACACACUGAGAAUGGUUUGGUGUUGCAGGAUUUGUUGUUUAUAAUAUUUACAUUUUUACUACUGUAAUAGCAUCACCAUUCAAGUGGUUUGCAAGAGCCAUUUAUGUAUAAUAUGAACUGAAUUCGAAAUAAAAUGUAAACAUUCAUUUCGUA
Molecule: messenger RNA, 1559 nt
Organism: Salvia splendens (bonfire salvia)
Lineage: Eukaryota; Viridiplantae; Streptophyta; Magnoliopsida; Lamiales; Lamiaceae
Product: DNA-dependent metalloprotease WSS1 homolog 2-like
Exons: 10
Coding region: 1-633 (210 amino acids)
Source: RefSeq, a predicted model, not a curated record